AUGGAUCUUAAGACGCUCAAAAACAAAGGCAAACUCAUUCUGAAAAAACGAGAGAAGCUGACCGAAGACGUGGUUAAUCGCUAUACAGAUGAGGAAGCUCAACUUCAGUUGAACUUACUGGAAGAUGCUUUCAGUAAGUACAACGAAGCCUACGAUUUGAAAAUAGUGGAAGCCAACGAUGAGGAGAUGGACAAGCUCAUAGAGGAUUUAGAAACGGUCAGUGACUACUAUGUUAAAGCUAAGGGUAAAUUAACUGGUCGGUUACAUGAGCGGACAGCUGCGACAAGCGUGUCUGAAAAAAGUGAAAACUCUAACAAUACACUUAGACUGCCACCGAUUAAUAUACCUACAUUUGAAGGGGAUUUCGAUGAUUGGUAUCCAUUUAAGGACCAAUUCAUCUCCAUCAUCCAUUCUAACACCUCUAUCGACAACACACGUAAGAUGUACUACCUCAAGUCGAGCUUGAAAGGUGCAGCAGCUCAAAUCAUCGAAUCAAUGGCAACUAUUGGGGACAAUUACCUAGAAGCGUGGACACUCUUACUAAGUAGGUACGACAACGAACGCCUAAUUGUACAGAGCCAUGUUCAACAACUACUGACACAAACCGUUCAUCAAACGGAAACCGCCGUGGGCCUAAAGUCAUUACUCGAUAGCACAAACAAACAUUUAAGAGCACUAUCAGUACUACAACAACCAGUAGACAAGUGGGAUGCUAUCAUCAUCGGCAUCGUUGCGACACGUUUGCCUACAGAAGUGAGAAGAUGUUGGGAAAUCGAGUCUGCGUCUUAUCCUGAAAUACCUACAUGGACAAAACUUAAGAGAUUUAUUGAGAAUCGAUUACAAGCCCUGAAUAUGUUACAAUACAAACCUAGCACUGUAAGUAAUGUUAUCAAUGCUGGUAAGACAAAACAGUUCGUUAGAACUACAGCGCAUUUGGCUACUGAUAGUAAAACCAUCAAUCAGUGUUCAAUAUGUACACAGAAUCACAUCAUUUACAAGUGCAAUACGUUCAUGAAGUCGAAACCCAGUGAAAGAUUGAAUUUAGCAAAAAAGGCAAAAAUAUGUUUUAAUUGUUUGCGCACAACACAUGGUGCGAAUCAGUGCACAAAUGAAAAGACUUGUAAAAACUGUGGUUUAAAAUACCAUACACUAUUACAUUUGGACAUAAAAAAGGUCAAUACACCAGAGGGUGAAAAUACUACAAGUGAACAGGAAAAGGAGCAUGGAUUUCAAAGUACAACAUCUCAUCUAGGAGCGGCAUACCCUACCACGUCUCAGAACAUCAUAUUAUCAACAGUAUUAGUACAUGUGAGUGGCAAGAAUGGUCGAACAGUGUUAUGCCGAGCACUACUAGAUUCUGGAUCACAAUCACAUUUUGUUACAUCGUCUUUUAUAACAGAACUAGGUAUUAACAGAACAAAAACACGUGUGAUUGUCAACGGUAUCUCUUCAGCAGAGACGACUGUUACCGAGAUGGCCGAGUGCACAGUGACGUCACGCUUAAACCACAAGCAGUAUCAAAUCACUGGCUUGGUAACACCAAGUAUUACUGUUAAAUUACCUGUCAACAAACUGGACACAUCAAACUGGCAUCAUUUACAAGGCAUACAAUUGGCUGACCCUACAUUCCAUUUACCAGGAAAAAUUGACAUGCUCAUAGGAGCUGAAUUCUUUUAUGACAUUCUUCAAGAUAGCAAACAUGUUGGACCAAAGGGUACUCCUAUAUUACAGAAUUCAAGGUUUGGUUGGAUCGUGGUGGGUUGCAGUAACAACAUAAUAAAAGAUGAUCUCGCACAUAUUACUACAAAUGUUAUUACAUGUUGUGCCACGUAUCAGCAACUUGAGAAACAAAUUGAAAAUUUCUGGAAUAUAGAAGAAGUGCCCAGAGUGACAAUUAUGUCAAAGGAAGAUCAAAUCUCUGAAGACCACUUUAUUAAAACAUUUAAACGCAACGAAAAUGGACGUUAUGUUGUUCGAUUGCCGUUUAAGGAAACUCCACAUUCUAUGAACAGUUCAUAUGACAUUGCUGUACGAAGACUAGCUCAGGUGGAGAGGUCUCUCAUUCGAAAUCCGUCGGUGUACAACCAGUAUCGUGAGUUCAUGAUUGACUAUCUUCGACAAAAUCACAUGGAACCUGUGCAACCCACUGAAGACAGUCCGGUCAUCUUUCUACCUCAUCAUCAUGUUUCACGUCCCUCAAGCGUCACUACCAAAUUGAGAGUUGUAUUCGAUGGAUCUGCUCUCAUCUAUAAUGGAAAAUCAUUAAAUGACAUGUUACAUCGAGGUCCUAAGCUACAAAGAGACAUUGUAAGAAUUAUGACUAGAUUUCGAAUGCACAGAUAUGUUUACACUGCUGACAUACGUCAGAUGUUUCGACAAAUAAAUAUACACUCCGAUGAUCAGUGUUAUCAAGGCAUUGUGUGGCGAAAUCACCCAUCAGAACCAAUAGAACAGUUCAAAUUGAAAACUGUCACCUAUGGUUUAAUAACUUCUCCGUAUCAUGCUCUCCGUACACUAGCUCAACUAGCUGUUGAUGAACAAGUGAAUUAUCCAGAAGGAUCCACAAUGCUUAAGAAUGACUUCUACGUUGAUGAAAUCAUGUCAGGAUGUAACGACAUCAAUGAUGCUAAAGCCCAAAUACAGCAGUUGAUUGACCUUCUUCACCAAGGUGGAUUUGAUUUGAGAAAGUGGGCCAGCAAUACACCAACCCUUUUAGAAAAUAUUCCAGCUGAACACCAAACGUUGCAGAUCUCAAUGCCCGAGCAAAACAGUGUGUCUGUGUUGGGAGUUUCAUGGAACACUACAAGAGAUACCUUUUCAUUUAAAGUAAAACCUCUACCAUCUUUGAAACGCAUCACUAAACGUGAACUAUUAAGUGAAAUUGCACGCACUUAUGACCCAUGUGGAUGGCUUGCGCCACUUAUAAUCGUCGUCAAGAUACUCAUGCAGCAAUUGUGGCAGACUGGCACCGAGUGGAAUGAUCCUGUGCCUAACCAACUACUUGAACAUUGGAUCGCUCAUCGGACAUCAUAUAACCAUUUACAACAUUUUGAAAUCCCACGCCAUGUUGGUAACAUCAUAGAUUGCCAACAAGGUUGCUUCUUACAUGGAUUCUCCGACAGCUCUGAACGUGCCUAUGCCGCUGCUAUCUAUAUCGUUUCAAACAACACUGGACAUUUACUGGUGUCAAAAACAAGGGUUGCACCAUUAAAAAGGAUUACCAUACCUAGACUGGAAUUAUGUGGUGCUACACUAUUAGCACAACUGAUGCACUCAUUGAUGGAAUCACUCCAAUUAAAAAUUGAUACAAUAACAAUGUGGACAGACUCCACAGUCACAUUACAGUGGAUACAAAGUGAUGCCAACAAAUGGACCACUUUUCCCUAA
Aphis gossypii (cotton aphid) is the source of this 3387-nucleotide messenger RNA. RefSeq lists its product as uncharacterized. Lineage: Eukaryota; Metazoa; Arthropoda; Insecta; Hemiptera; Aphididae. Bases 1 to 3387 code for a protein of 1128 amino acids. The transcript has a single exon. The record is from RefSeq and is a predicted model, not a curated record.